GUCAACACGUAUAUUCUCUUAAGAUAACUAAUAACCAUGAGUGGACGCGGUAAAGCUGGAAAAUUGAAGGGCGGUAAGUCGAAGACCAGGUCGUCCCGUGCCGGACUACAAUUUCCGGUCGGUCGUAUCCACCGUCUGUUGAGAAAAGGAAACUAUGCCGAACGCGUCGGAGCCGGAGCACCCGUUUACUUGGCCGCCGUCAUGGAAUAUUUAGCGGCUGAAGUCUUGGAAUUGGCCGGUAACGCCGCCCGUGACAACAAGAAGUCUCGUAUCAUUCCAAGACAUUUGCAAUUGGCUAUCAGAAAUGACGAAGAGUUAAACAAAUUAUUGUCCGGUGUGACGAUCGCCCAAGGUGGUGUUUUACCAAACAUUCAAGCCGUUCUCUUACCCAAGAAAACCGAAAAAAAAGAUUAAAUAUUCCAGCAAUACCACCUUUUUUCUACAUUUCAUU
This is a messenger RNA of Melanaphis sacchari, 451 nucleotides long. Its product is annotated as histone H2A. Gene Ontology annotation, molecular function: protein heterodimerization activity; structural constituent of chromatin; DNA binding. The record is from RefSeq and is a predicted model, not a curated record. The transcript has a single exon. The coding region runs from base 37 to 414 and encodes 125 amino acids. Gene Ontology annotation, cellular component: nucleosome. Lineage: Eukaryota; Metazoa; Arthropoda; Insecta; Hemiptera; Aphididae.